AUGGGCACGCGGGCAUUUUCCCACGACAGUAUUUUUAUCCCUGAUGGGGGAGCAGAAAGUGAGCAGACAUUUCAAGCAAUGUCACAGGACAACAUCCUGGGCAAAGUCAAAACUCUUCAGCACCAGUUGGGCAAGAAUAUCAAGUUUGGGCAGCGGCCAGCCAAUGCCCUGCCUGUGAAGAAAGCCAACAGCGAGGAGGCCAGCUCGGAGGAGGGGCCGCUCGGACCCAAGCCCAUGGACACUGUGGCUCGGCAGGACACCGUCCCCUUGGACGCCGACAGCAAGGCCGCGCCCACACCUGGUUCUCCGGGGCCUCAGGAUCCGCCAGGAGCAGGAAGCGAGAUGGAGGAGAAGAUGGCUCCUGUAAAGCCGUCCCGGCCCAAAAGGCACUUGUCGCCAGCCGGCACCAUCGAAAGCGUCAACCUGGACGCCAUUCCCCUGGCCAUCGCCCGCCUGGACAGCAGCGCCGCCAAGCACAAACUGGCUGUGAAGCCAAAAAACCAGCGCAUCUCCAGGAAGCACCGGCGGCUGGCCCAGGACAUCCCCCAUGAGCAAGGGGGCCUAGAGAGUCCACCACCCCAGCACCAGAAUGGACACCUUGGGGGAGAGCAGCUGCCCUGGCCACGAGAGGAAGCCGAGCCACAAGGCUCUGAGGAAGAGAAAAGACAUCAGGAAGAUUACUGGCGGGAGCUCGAGGCCAAGUGCAGGCGACAGAAGGCCGAGGCAGCCGAGAAGAGGCGUCUAGAAGAACAGAGGCUUCAGGCGCUGGAGAGGCGGCUCCGGGAGGAGGAGGAGGAGGAGGCCUGGAAGUUGGAGCAACUGAGGCAGAGGGAGGAGCUGGAGGCACAGAGAAGGCAGGAGGCUGAGAGGCUGCAACUGCAGGAGGAAGAAGCUAGAAGGCUGGAGCAGCUGAGGCAAGAGGAGGAGCUGGAGGCUCAGAGAAGGCAAGAGGCAGAGAGGCUGCGGCUGCAGGAGGAAGAAGCUAGAAGGCUGGAGCAGCUGAGGCAAGAGGAGGAGCUGGAGGCUCAGAGAAGGCAGGAGGCUGAGAGGCUGCAGGAGGAAGAAGCUAGAAGACUGGAGCAGCUGAGGCAAGAGGAGGAGCUGGAGGCUCAGAGAAGACAGGAGGCUGAGAGGCUGCAGGAGGAAGAAGCUAGAAGGCUGGAGCAGCUGAGGCAAGAGGAGGAGCUGGAGGCUCAGAGAAGGCAGGAGGCUGAGAGGCUGCAGGAAGAAGAAGCUAGAAGACUGGAGCAGCUGAGGCAAGAGGAGGAGCUGGAGGCUCAGAGAAGGCUGGAGGCUGAGAGGUUGCAACAGGAAGAAGCCAGAAGGCUGGAGCAGCUGAGGCAAGAGGAGGAGCUGGAGGCUCAGAGAAGGCUGGAGGCUGAGAGGCUGCGGCUGCAGGAGGAAGAAGCUAGAAGACUGGAGCAACUGAGGCAAGAGGAGGAGCUGGAGGCUCAAAGAAGGCAAGAGGCUGAGAGGCUACAACAAGAAGAAGCUAGAAGACUGGAGCAGCUGAGGCAAGAGGAGGAGCUGGAGGCACAGAGAAGGCUGGAGGCCGGGAGGGAACUGGAGAAAGCAGCAGUGAGACCUGAGGAAGAGAGCCCGUUCCAGCCAGAGGACAGUGGGGACUCAGGGAAGGCACAUAGGGGUGAUGUGGAAGAGAAGCUGGGAGAUCCAGAGAACCCGGAGCUCAGAAGACUAAGCUCAGAGGAGCCAGAGUUUACGGACAAUCAGCCGGGCCAGAGUGGACAUUCAAGGAUUCAGGAGGCGCACGAAGCAGAGGGGGUUGUGGGGCCCCAGGAGGAGGAGGAGGCUGCUCCGGAAAAGGGCCGCAGGGUGGAGGAGCUCCGGUGGCAAGAGGUGGACGAGCGGCAGAGUAUGCACAGGCCCUACACCUUCCAGGUGUCCUCGGGGGGCAAGCAGAUCCUGUUCCCUAAAGUGAACUUGAGCCCCGUGACACCCGCCAGGGAUGCGCCCCCUGCGCCGCGAACGCUGCCUGCGGCCCUCAGCGUCCCCCACACGGCCAUCCUGGUCACGGGAGCCCAGCUGUGCGGCCCGGCAGUCAACCUGAGCCAGAUAAAGGACACGGCCUGCAAGUCCUUGCUGGGCCUGUCAGAAGUCAAGAGGCACGGGGACGGGGCCCCCUCUGCCGCCGCCAGCCCCGCAGGUCCGCCUCGCGCUCCCGGCUGCUCCAAGACAAGGCCUGCACCAGAGGAGCACGCAGGCAGCGGGGCGGCGCUGGCCGAGUGGGCCACCAUCCGCUCUCGGAUCCUGAGGGCCGCCGAGGGCGACCGGGAGGCAGCCAGGCCCAGGGACGAGCCCCCUCAGGGCAGCCUGCGCAGGCCCGCGCCACCUGGCGCCAAGUUCUCCAUCAAGCCUGCGUGGCAGAAGUUCUCCAGCGGCGGCGGGGCCGACGGCCACAGGCCUGGCGCGGAAACCGAGGGCGUGAGGAGGAUAUCCGCAUCGGGGCCCCGCGACGAGACAGCGGCCGCCACCGCCCUCCCAGAACCCCGGGGGAGCACUGAGCCCGUUGAUGCCACAGAGGGGUGCAAGUUCGCCAAAGACUUGCCGUCCUUCCUGGUCCCGAGCCCGCCUCGACCAGCGCAGAGAGCCGUCGCGGCCCAAGCCGAGCUUGCAGCCUCUUGGGACGGCGAGGCCGCGCACCCGGCCGGGGAGGACCAGGCCUCGCCCUUUGGCAUAAAGCUGCGAAGGACCAACUACUCCCUGCGCUUCCACUGUGAGCAGCAGGCGGAGCAGAAGAAGAAAAAACGUCGCAGCAGCGCAGGAGACGGGGCCGAGGCCCAGGGCGCCACAGGCCCCAGCCCGAGUGCAGCCCUUGUGCCUGACAAGGCCACCAGCAGGAUGAAGCCAGCGCAGGCCGCCCCCAGCCCCAGCCCGGCGGCCCCCGACCCCGACAAGGCCGCCAGCAGGAUGAAGCCAGCGCAGGCCGCCCCCAGCCCGAGCCCGGCGGCCCCCGACCCCGACAAGGCCGCCACCAGGAUGAAGCCGGUGCAGAAGCCAGCGCUGGCUCCCAAACCGGCCGCCAGCCAGACGCCACCGCCAUCACCACCGCGCUCCAAGCUGAGCAGGCCCUACCUGGCGGAGCUGCUUGGCCGCCGCACCGGCAGGCCUGAGGCCGAGCCCAAGGAGUCAGUCCGGGAGAGCAGCGGGGAGCCCCGACCAUUGCCACCACCCCUGGAGGCACCCAAGAGGGAGGAGGAAGUGAACGAGGUGGUGGAGAGGAGCCCCGCUUCCCCCGCAGCUGCGCAGGAGAAGCUCGCCCCAACGCCUGAGGCGGGGAGGAGAGAGAAGCCGGUGCUCGAGGACAGGCCCUCCCUAGAGAAGGGUGAGGCCGCGCAGCCGCUGUGGGUCACGCUGGCGCUGCAGAAGCAGAGGGGCUUCCGUGAACAGCAGGCCACGCGGGAGGAGCGGAAGCAGGCUCGCGAGGCCAAGCAGGCGGCCAAGCUGACCAGGGAACACGUGAGUAGCCCGGGCCGGGAGGGCGCGGAGACGCUCAGCAGAGGGGGCUCCCUACCUGCAGCCACAGCGGAGAACAAGCCCGAGACAGCCAUGGCCCGGCCAGAGCGCAGAGAGCCGCUGAGAAAGGCCAGCACGCUGCCCACGUCGGUGACAGUGGAGAUCUCGGACUCGGCGGCCCCAGCGCCGCUGCUCAAGGAGGUUGCCAAGCGGUUCUCCACCCCUGACGCCACCCCCGUGGCCACCGAGCCAGCCUGGUUGGCCCUGGCCAAGAGGAAAGCCAAGGCCUGGAGCGACUGUCCACAGAUCAUCAAGUAG
Ochotona curzoniae (black-lipped pika) is the source of this 3792-nucleotide messenger RNA. It is a transcript of the gene CRACD, whose product is annotated as capping protein inhibiting regulator of actin dynamics. The transcript has 9 exons. Gene Ontology annotation, biological process: negative regulation of barbed-end actin filament capping; maintenance of gastrointestinal epithelium. The record is from RefSeq and is a predicted model, not a curated record. Lineage: Eukaryota; Metazoa; Chordata; Mammalia; Lagomorpha; Ochotonidae. The coding region runs from base 1 to 3792 and encodes 1263 amino acids.